This is a messenger RNA of Yarrowia lipolytica CLIB122, 687 nucleotides long. RefSeq lists its product as uncharacterized. Gene Ontology annotation, biological process: protein peptidyl-prolyl isomerization; protein folding. Gene Ontology annotation, molecular function: peptidyl-prolyl cis-trans isomerase activity. NCBI's taxonomy places the organism in Eukaryota, Fungi, Ascomycota, Dipodascomycetes, Dipodascales. The record is from RefSeq and is a predicted model, not a curated record.
AUGAAACUGUUUGCCACCAUUGGAGUUCUGCUCGUGGCUCUUCUGGCCUUCUUUGUCCAGCCUGCACAGGCCGAGCCCGACGCCGAAAUCACCCACAAGGUCUACUUUGACAUCAAGCAGGGCGAGGAAUCGCUCGGAAAGAUCGUCAUGGGUCUGUACGGAGACGUGGUCCCCAAGACCGUGGAGAACUUCCGAGCUCUGUGCACCGGCGAGACCGGCAAGGGCUACAAGGGCUCCAAGUUCCACCGAGUCAUCAAGAACUUCAUGAUCCAGGGCGGAGACUUCACCCGAGGAGACGGCACUGGAGGCGAGUCCAUCUACGGCCGAAAGUUCCCCGACGAGAACUUCCAGCUCAAGCACACCAAGCCUUACAAGCUGUCCAUGGCCAACGCCGGCCGAGACACCAACGGCUCCCAGUUCUUCAUCACCACCGUGGUUACCAGCUGGCUCGACGGCAAGCACGUUGUCUUUGGCGAGGUUCUCGAGGGCCAGGACAUUGUCGACGCCAUUGAGAACGCCCCCACCGGCGCUCGAUCCAACCCCAAGGUCGACAUCACCAUUGCUGACGCCGGAGAGAUCCCCGUGGAGAAGUCCGAGACCAAGGAGGCUGAGCCUGCCAAGGAGGACGCCAAGGAGCCCAAGGAGGACGUCAAGAAGAAGGGAAAGUCCGACAAGGAUGAGCUCUGA